AGUGCUGCACCAGUUGUUAAGCUUUCUGGUUUAAGCAUUAAGUCCAAUAAUAGUGCAGUAUAAGAAACAAUGGACGAAAUAGCUAUUACAGGUAUAUCAGGGAGGAUAGCGAAAUCCAAAAAUUUGGAAGAAUUUAAAAACGCCUUGCUAGGAGGAGUGGAUUUAGUGACUCAUGGUCAUGGAAGAUGGAAUUGUGAAUUUUUAAACACUCCAAAAUCCAUCGGAGUGAUGUGUAAUUUGGACAAAUUUGAUGCAGGAUUUUUUGGAGUAAAUCCGAAGCAGGCAGAUUGUUUGGAUCCAAGAACGCGUCACUUAAUUGAAUUAUCGUUCGAAUGUGUUCUGGAUGCAGGAAUAAGCCCUCAGGAGCUCAGAGGUUCUAACACUGGAGUGUAUCUGGCUAUAGCAGAAAAUGUCAACAAAGGAUAUAUGGACAGAUCCUUAGCGGUAAUGGCCAAUUCCAUUUCAUUCUACCUCGACCUUAAAGGACCUAGUAUAGCUUUGGAUGCUGGCUGUUCUGCUAGUGCCUACGCCUUAUGUCACGCAUUUGAAGCAAUGAUGUGCGGAAGCUGUGACAGAGCAUUGGUUUGUGCUGCGCAGUGCCAUUUACAGCCUCAGGACAGCGCGGAAUUCAAUAAAUUAGGAGUUUUGAGUAAAGUUGGUAAAUGCAGAACAUUUGAUGAUGACAGAGAUGGAUACGUAAAAUCGGAGGGCAUCAUUUGCAUCCUCAUCGAAAGAGUUGAAGAUGCCAAGAGAAUAUAUGCAACCAUAUCCGGAAUCGGAUCUAACAUAGAUGGUUAUAAAAGUGAGGGUAUUUUUAACCCAUCUUCGGAAGGUCAGUUAAGUCUUCUAAAGAAGGUUUAUGACAAAUUUAAAAUUAAUCCCGAUGAUGUCGAAUAUGUCGAAGCACAUGGCACAGGUACCUUAGUGGGUGAUAUCAAAGAAUGUACUACGUUAGCGUCAUUUUUUGCCACAAAAACCAGAAAAACGCCUUUGAAAGUUGGAUCUGCCAAAACAAAUGUUGGUCAUUGUGAAAAUGCAGCCGCUUUUGUUUCUCUAAUGAAACUCUUGGUUACCAUCCAAACUGGAACCAUUCCAGCUCAUAUUCAUUAUCAAACACCAGCUUUGGACAUUGUACCCCUCGAAGAGGGACUUAUAGAGGUGUGUAGUGAACAAAUUCCUUACAAUGGAGGUUUGUUGGCUUUAAGCUCCUUCGGACUUGGUGGUACGAAUGGUCACGUCGUAAUUAGGCCAUAUUUAAGAAACGUUCCUUCAAUUACACCCAUUCAACCACCAAAAAAGCGUUUGGUCUUAAUUUCAAGUCGUACCGAGGAAGGGGUGCAAAAAAUAUUUGAUAAAAUCGAAGAAAAUAGAAAUAACCUACCAUUUUUAACUAUACUGGAUAACAUCGCUGCAAGUUUACCAAUUGAACAUUACAGAUACAGGGGCUAUAAAGUUUUAAACACCGAUACUACGGGUAUUUCGAAGUGCAAUAAUACCAGGCCAGUAUGGUUUUCGUAUAGUGGUAUGGGUUCACAAUGGCCCAAGAUGGGUAUGGAUUUGAUGCAUAUAAAUGUAUUUAGAAAAAGCAUUGAAAAGUGUGCUAACGUCCUGAAACCGUUUGGUUUCAAUUUAAUAGAUGUUAUCACGAACCCGAAUGAACAUUAUGAUGAUCCCGAAAAAUGUUUUCCUGCAAUUAUAUCGGUUUCAGUUGCGCUGACGGAUAUUUUGAAUGCUGUUGGUAUAAAACCAGACGGAAUAAUCGGGCACUCUCUAGGAGAAAUAGGUUGUGCUUACGGAGAUGGACUGCUCACACUAGAAGAAGCAGUCCUUGUUGCUCAUGCUCGAGGCUUGUCAACCAAAAAAGCAAAAUUAAUCCCAGGAUUGAUGGCCGCUGUAGGUCUUUCUUUAGAACAGAUCGAAAAAAUACUCCCUAAAGAUAUCUACGUCGCUUGUCACAAUUCUUCUAAUAACGUUACUAUCUCUGGUCCAAAAGAGUCCGUAGAAAACUUUGUAAACUCGCUAACGAAAGAAGGAUAUUUCGCUAAAAUCGUCAAUACACUUGGUGUAGCUUUUCACAGUAACUAUAUCGAGAACGCUGCGGUAUAUUUUAUUGAUAUGCUCCGAAAAAUCAUUCCUAUAUCGAAAGAGCGUUCGAAAAAAUGGUUACCUUCAGCGAUUUCAGAAAAUGAAUACGAUUCUUACCUGGGAAAGUUUAAUUCUGCCGAAUAUCAACAUCACAAUUUCCUCAAUAGAGUCCGAUUUCAGCAAGUUUUGGCGAAGGUUCCUGAAAAUGCUGUUCUAAUAGAAAUAGCUCCCAGAGGACUUUUCCAAUCAAUUCUUGCUAGAAGUUUACCCAAAACUGUCACUAAUGUCAGCCUUUCUAGUAAAGAUGCUGAAGACAACUGCGAAUUUCUUCUAUCGUCUAUCGGAAAGGUUUAUUCGUCAACAAACAUUCCAAUUAAUCUGACAGCUAUUAAUGACGAAGCUCCUUUACCACUGGAUGCCAGAACUCCAUUUAUUUCGCCAUUGGUACAAUGGGACCACGCAUCCAACUGGGCCUACGACACAUUUGUUCCUGAGAGGACAGAAGGCAAGAUGUUUAGUUUAAAUUUGAGAAGUAACGAACAUAAACAUAUGUGGGGUCAUGUGGUAGAUGGCACACCUGUUUUUCCAAGCGGUGGCAUUCUGUUUUUAGUAUGGUCCACAUAUGCUUGCAACAACGAACUGAAACUCGAACAAUGUCCAGUUAUUUUCGAGUUUGUCCAGUUCCUCCGACUUGUCAAUUUAACCGACACGUUAGAGUUUUAUGUUAACAUUUUCACUUCCGGGCACUUCGAAGUCUUGCAUAAUCACGAACUAAUAGCUAAAGGAAAAAUAUCGACUCUCCAAUCGUCAGAAAAAACAUCAGAACAAGAUUUGGGCAAAACCCUCAUUGGUUCAAAAGACAUAUAUUCAGAAUUUCACUUGAGAGGAUUGGAUUACAGUGGGUUAUUCCAGAAAAUUGAAAACUUAGAUAUUUCUGGACUAACUGGCACAAUAGUUUGGUCGCAAAAUUGGGCCACUUGUAUAGAAUCGAUAAUUCAGUGUAUUAUUUUUACUGAACACAACGAUACUGUCAAACCAAGUAGUAUUAUUGAAGUCAAAAUUGAUCCUUUACAACAUAAAAAUGCCAUAAGCAAGAAACGGUUUUUGAAAUACUCCUACAACAAAUUUAAUAAGACUGCUAUAUGUGGCGGAGUGCGAAUAAAAAAUAUGACAUGUUCCAGAGUUCAACGUAAAGAAAAUUUGAACAUUCCGUACCUGCAUUAUUUCGAUUAUGUUCCUUAUGCAAUAAAAUAUCAAAGGCAGUUAUCAAAUCAGUUAGAAUUUAGUUUGUGUAUAACUCUGCAAAUUGUACAUGAAAACCGAACAGCUACACUUACACAAGUUUCGGAGUUGUCAUGUUCAGAAAACAAUUUAAAUAAUCAAAUUUAUCACUUAAUUCACAGGAAAUACUUUAGAGUUUUUAAGUAUUCUUUAGUCAAAGAUAUCAGUGAAUUAAAAACCAAUCCGGAUUUACUAAUUCUACCUGUUUGUCAAGCUAUACCUAUUAAUGGAGCACUAAACAUGUUAGGGCAAGCAACUUUUAUAUUUUGUAAAGUUGAAAGUAAAGACCUGAACAAAUUAAGCGAUGAUGUUAUCUUUGAAUGUUCGGAAGGAGAGUUUAGUUUUGUUUUGCUUAAAAAAGCUGUCGAAAUAUCAGAGAAAUUUACUGUUAUAGAAGCUGACAACGGUGAUUUUAAGUGGAUCGAAAAAGUCAAAGAAAGUUUAUCAAAAAUUGACCACACAACAUACUUAAUAAGUAAAUCCUUAAAUACUGGACUAAUAGGAUUUUAUAACUGUUUGAAAGAAGAGCAACAAUCAACUAAUUUGAGAAUUUUCAUCAUAGAUAAUUCGGUGGAUUUUUAUCCAACGUCUGAUUUUUAUUCUGCUCAAGUUAAGAAGAAUCUCGGUAUAAAUAUUUAUACCAAGGGACAAUGGAGCUCUUUCAGAAUGAUUCCGUUAAAUGAAUUAACGUUUUUCAAAAAUCCGGUAGAUGUCGCUAUGGAUAUUUUCGAUAACAAAAUAGAAUGGACGGAAUUCAACACUUUACAAAACAAGUUUGUGAUAGUUAAAUAUGCGACUUUAAGUAAUUGUGAUACAAAAAUGUACAAAAGCGAUUAUAUUAAUGCCAGUUAUGGCUUUGGUAUGGAAUUUUCUGGAAAAACAAAAUCUGGAAAAAGUAUUAUGGGAAUAUCAACAAGGGGCUGUUUGAAAACUACCGUUGAGCCUGAAAUAUUUUGGAUUUUGCCGGAUAGCUUGAACAUUUCAUUAGAAGCAGCUUCGACGAUUCCUUUAGAUUACACCUUGGUUUAUUAUGGAGUUUGUUACCUCGGCAAACUAAAACCAAACGACACUAUUCUUAUUUCUGGAACAGACAACUCCAGUUUAGCAGCAGUAUAUUUAGCUGUUGAAAAAGGAUGUAAAGUUAUCAUAGAUAUAUCAACAUCCCAAGAACUUUCUCGUCUACAAGAUUUUCUGGAUGAUUAUAACAAAGUAAAUACUGUAUGUUCCGAGAACGAUACUUUUCUAGAAGAAGUUCUAAAUUUGACAUCCGGCAGUGGUGUCAGUUUGUUAUUUACCAGCGACGAAAGAAAUAUAAACAAAGCUUACGUGGACGUUUUGGCUAACAACUGCAAGUUAAUAACUCUGUAUUAUAACAGAUCCGAAAUAGAUAGUGAUAUUUUGAAUGCGUUCAGCUUGAAACGGUGCCAAAUAUAUAGAAUUAGCUUAAAAAUGUUGUUGGAACACGAAGACGAGACCGCCUUAAGCCUUAUAAAAUCGGCGAUUCAAUUAUACUUAAAUAAGAACGCAUUAAAACCUUUCCAUUACACCUCAGUGAACUCUAUGGAAUCUGCUGACGUCAUGAAAUAUUUGGACAGUGACCCAGAGAAAAAACUAGUCGUAAAUAUGGUUAACGAUACGUUUACAAACGUUAAAAGAAGAAUUAUUUUUGAUUCUGUGAAGUCCUAUAUUAUUGUCGGAGGUUUAGGAGGUAUCGGUAUGGAGUUAGCUAAAUGGCUCAUUCGGCAUGGAGCCAAAAAAAUAAUUUUAAACUCCAGAAGUACUGCUUUAAGUAGCUACAAGCAAUACUUAAUAGAAAAUUGGAAAGUUCAGGGAGUUACUGUAAUAGUUAACUCAUUCCCUGCUCAAACUAUUGAAGGAGCAACUAAAUUACUAAAGUCCUCCUCCGAUUUAGCACCAGUAGGUGGAAUUUUCAAUCUAGCCAUGCACUUAAUCAAUAAAACCUUUAUUAAUCUAUCACCAGAUGAUUUCCUUCAAGUCGUGUCACCAAAACUACACAUAACCCUAAACAUGAGCAAUUUAUCUGAAAAAAUGUGCCCAAAACUUGAGCAUUUCGUAGUAUUCUCAGCCAUGGCAGUUUUGGGAACUCAGGCGGUUUCUAAUUUUAGCUUCGGAAACUCUGCAAUAGAAUUGGUUUGUAAAGAAAGACAAUCCAAAGGGCUACCAGCCUUGGCUGUGCAGUGGGGGAUGAUUGGUGAUGUUGGAUUCACCACAAGAGCAAAUCUUAAAAAGAGUCAAAUAGAUAAUUUGCAUAGUAUUUCGUCUUGUCUGGAAACUUUAGAACAGUUGAUGUUGCAGGAGCAACCUGUUGUGUCCUCUUCGGUAUACCUGUCGAGCAAUGACAGUGAUGACAGUGACGAGCAAAACAGUGGCGUUUUGGGUCACAUAGCCUCGAUUUUGGGUGCAAAAAGUACGAAAGAGUUGGAUAUGAAUAUUCCGCUGAGCAAUUUAGGAAUAGAUUCAAUAUCCUCAUUAGAAAUUAAGAACUUUUUAAUAGAAUUUUUAGGAAUCGAAAUUGUAGUAUCGGAGAUAAGAAAACUAACAUUAGAAAAUAUUAAGAAUUUACAAAUCCAAAAUUCUUGACUUUUUAAAUUGGUAAUUAUUUUAUAUAGUUUUGUAGUACAUUUAUAUUAUUGAAAAAAACUCAAAAUUUAAGUGAGGAUGUUAUUAUUGUAUAUAUGAAAAUUGACAUUUUGACUAUUAAAAAUUUACAGAACAAAAUUUAUUGAGCUGAAAUUGUUAAUAAAUAGAUAUAUUUUUGUAGUGUAUGAUUGUAAUAUAUUUUGUUACAUUCA
Molecule: messenger RNA, 6179 nt
Organism: Sitophilus oryzae (rice weevil)
Lineage: Eukaryota; Metazoa; Arthropoda; Insecta; Coleoptera; Curculionidae
Product: fatty acid synthase-like
Exons: 12
Coding region: 70-5967 (1965 amino acids)
Biological process (GO): fatty acid biosynthetic process
Molecular function (GO): fatty acid synthase activity; oxidoreductase activity; 3-oxoacyl-[acyl-carrier-protein] synthase activity
Source: RefSeq, a predicted model, not a curated record